Molecule: messenger RNA, 2723 nt
Organism: Chara braunii
Lineage: Eukaryota; Viridiplantae; Streptophyta; Charophyceae; Charales; Characeae
Source: the annotation of a GenBank genome assembly
CCGCGUGGGCACAGGGCUAACUCAUAUCGAUUCGCAAAUGCAAGCACACGCAAGCAGUCGCAGUGAUGGCGUACUAUCAGAAUGGAAGCUGCAAAUGGACGCUGCCCCCGAGGCAGAAAAAGCGCAGUACCGAUUCUUCUACGAGAAAGCAUUGAAGAGGGAAGAGGAGGAGAAGGAGAAGGAGAGGGAGGAGAAGGUCAAGGCUCAUGAAGCCAUUUUCUGCACCUUGCCUACCCUAACCGAUGCGGAGGUGGAAGAGAAAACCGUUCCACUCCUCCGGGCUUUGGUAGAAGUCCGGGCUGUUGAGGACCAUACUGGUCAAAUUGCCAAAGUGUUCGACAAACUCAAGAAGUUGCGAGAAGACAUGGCCCUGAUGGCGCAGCAGCACCGUGACCAGCUGCAACAGUUCGCUGAUGUGCAGCCAGCCCAAAGAAUCCUUCCGCCUGCUUACCCUGCUUCUAGUGUUGCGUGUCAGUCCGUUCUUGCCCCUCUGAAUGUGUCGUCUUCUACUUCUUCUUCUUCUUUGAGUGUGACUAACAGCCUAUCCGGAUCUGCAGCAGGUCCAGACCCCGUUGCUGCUGCUGCUGCUGCAGCAGCAAGUAGCAGUGCAGGGCAUUCUCGAACUGUUGCAGUCUCGAGCUGCAGCUUUCCUUACAUCGAUAGAAAGGCGGCACAAAUUUCGUCUAAGUAUGAUGGAAAGGACGACAUCGAACCUUGGAUCAGCUCCAUGCUAUCCUACUUCGACGUGCUGGGGACACUCCUAGUUACUCAGUCGUCGGUCCUAGGGACCAAUGUGGAACCCGCCGUAAGAGGAUUCUUGGAAAUCCAAGUUGUACAAGCAGGCUAUAAGAGAAUAGACCUGAACAAAUGGCUUAAGGCUACGCCUGUAGCUACACUCGAGGAACACUUGAUCAAACAAUAUGCUGAUCCAUAUGCUGCAGCCAAAGUUAGACUCAAGCUUGACAAGCUCAAGCACAGCAAGUGGACCGGCACCAUGCAUAGUCUGCAACAGUAUGUUAGUAAACUUUUUGCUACUCCUGACUUGGAAAUGACUACGCAAUCUUGCUUGGAUGUGAUAAAAUACACGGUCCCCUCUACUAUAACACAUCGCCUGGGGCUCGGACUCUGCGCAUAUACAGAUUGGCUUACCCUCAUGCGGGAUUUAGUCAAGCUGGAGGCACAAGACCUCCCGGGUGGAUCGGGUGGCAAAAAGUUCACCGGUCGCAAACGGUUUCCAGACAGCAACCGUUUUUCAGCGCACGAUCUACUUGAGGAUGACGAGGAAACCUUCGCAGAGGAUCCUUCUCUUGAUGACGAUCAAGAGCAAGGCUGUGAGGCAUCUUGCUCUUCGUCAGCCCACGAGUCUGAGUGUGUGAACGAUGAUGAAUCUAUGAAUGCCUUCAAGAAGACUGCCUUUAAAAGUGGAUGCAAGGUCUUCAGCAAGAUCGAUCUCAAGUUUGGCUAUCACCAGAUUGAAGUCGAUCCUGCAGACCAGUGUAAAACCGCAUUCAAAACUCGCGAUGGGCUGUACGAAUUUACAGUCAUGCCCUUCGGUCUCACGAAUACGCCAACCACCUUUCAAAGUCUCAUGGAUAAGCGCAUCAAACCGUCUCGACAGAAGCCCUAUGGGCUGCUGCACCCUCUUCCUAUCCCUGAUGGCCCGGGUGAGUCUGUUUCCAUUGACUUUAUGGACAUAGGGAAGAAGAGCAGAAACGGUUAUUCACAAGUAAUGGUGAUCAUUGAUCGUUUCUCGAAAUUUCUGAAUUUGAUCCCUUUGCCACCUUACGCCCCAGCUGACCUUGUGAUCAAUGAGUUUAACAAGAGAUACAUUUUGCAUUACGCCCCCCCGAAGACUCUUGUGAGUGAUCGGGAUACCAGGUUCAUAAGUGCAGAUUGGAAAGAUUUCACCUCCCAGACCUACGACAUGAAACUCAAGAUGACGUCUGGUCGACAUCCCGAAGCCAAUGGACUGGCCGAGGAGAUCAACCAGACUGUGAUCCAACUUCUCAGGGCUCUAAUUGUACUUGAUCAAAACUCUUGGGAUGAGGAGUUGCCGAUUGUGCAGGGGUUGUAUAACAACUCCAUCCACUCCUCUACCGGGAUGACGCCUAACCGGCUGCAUCUUGGAUGGAAAAUCCGCAAUCCUCUAUCUUAUCUGUUCCGUGAACAGCCACCUGGCCUAACACCUGGCCAGCCAGGCUACAACGCUAAGUUUGAUCGCCUGCUCAAAGUUGUUGUUGCCGCUAUGGAAAGGCGACACAGUGCCAUGAUUAAACAUGCUAACAACAAGCGCCAACCUGCACCUUUCACAGUGGGAAGUUAUGUCUGGGUCAAAAUGUCUGAGUUUUCUGAAGAAGAAGGUGUAUCACGAAAGCUUCUUCCUCAAUACUACGGUCCGUGGAAGGUGUUGAACCAGACAUGGAUGGAGAAGUUUGGGUUCAGGAAGGACGAGUGGGCGAAGGAAUCGGAGGCUGAGCGAGCAGAACUCGUGGCAAGGAUGGAGGCGGCAGACGAUGAUACGGAAAGGGAGCUGAUCAUGCAGGAAAGGGAAAAUGAGUUACCGCAAAGGAUCCUGGCAAAGAAGAGAGCGGAGCUUGAAGAAAAGAGGAGGUUGAAAGCAGAAGGAGAGGAGCUCGAGGGUCAGUUAAGGGAGCAGAAAGAACGUGCAAUCGCGCCCUUGUAGUGGACUCCCUGCUGCAUAUUAACAAAGAAGUUACCAUCAU